Protobothrops mucrosquamatus (brown spotted pit viper) is the source of this 927-nucleotide messenger RNA. Its product is annotated as olfactory receptor 4N5-like. Gene Ontology annotation, cellular component: membrane. The coding region runs from base 1 to 927 and encodes 308 amino acids. The transcript has a single exon. Gene Ontology annotation, molecular function: G protein-coupled receptor activity; olfactory receptor activity. Gene Ontology annotation, biological process: G protein-coupled receptor signaling pathway. The record is from RefSeq and is a predicted model, not a curated record. NCBI's taxonomy places the organism in Eukaryota, Metazoa, Chordata, Lepidosauria, Squamata, Viperidae.
AUGGACUCAGGCAACCACACUGAGUUUGUUCUUGAAGGGUUAGCAGAGACCAGGGAACUGCAAGUCUUGCUCUGUGUCCUCCUCUUGAUCUUCUACCUCAUCAUUCUUCCUGGAAACAUUCUCAUCAUUGUGACUAUUUGGAAAGACCCCCGAUUAGGAGCUCCCAUGUUUUUCUUCUUGGCCAAUCUGGCUUUGAUGGACAUUUGCUACAGCUGUGUCGCCCCUCCAAAGUUGAUAGUCAACCUCUUCUCUGGAUGCCAAACUAUCUCAUUCAAAGGUUGCCUGACACAGAUUUUUUUCAUCCACUUUCUAGGUGGAGCUGAGGUCAGUCUCCUUAUGUCCAUGGCAUUUGAUCGGUUUGUGGCUAUCUAUUUUCCAUUGCAUUAUGUAACUAUAAUCACCAAGCCAGCUUGCUGGGCUUUAGUGGUGACUGCAUGGGCUGGAGGAUUCAUGCAUUCCAUAACCCAGGUCAUUCUCAUCCGCCCACUCCCUUUUUGUGGUCCCAAUAAACUGGACAACUACUUCUGUGAUGUCACCCAAAUAAUCAGGUUGGCUUGCACCAACACCUACAGUCUAGAAUUUGUUAUGUUUAUCAACAGUGGCCUUACAACUGCUGGAUGCUUCAUCCUCCUUCUCAUUUCCUAUGGGGCACUGCUGAUCAAAGUGAGGACAAGUGCCAGCCAAGGGAAAAGCAAAGCAUCUUCUACUUGCAUCACUCACAUCAUCAUUGUUUUCAUCAUGUUUGGUCCAGCCAUUUACCUCUACUGUCACCCCUUCUAUGACUUUCCCUUUGACAAAAUGGUGGGCUUUCUCCACAUUGUGGUUUUCCCUUUGAUGAAUCCUAUGAUUUACACACUGAGGAAUAAGGAAGUCAAGAUUGCCAUGUGGAGACUGUUGAAGAACUGCAACAUUCAAUGGGAGAAGUAA